UGUUCCCACCGUGUCUGGUUUCAGGAUCUGUGAAUGCUUGUGAAAAGACCUCAUUUAUGUUCCUGCGGCAAGAGUUGCCUGUUAGAUUGGCAAAUAUAAUGAAAGAAAUAAGUCUUCUCCCAGAUAAUCUUCUCAGGACGCCAUCAGUUCAGCUGGUACAAAGCUGGUAUAUCCAGAGUCUUCAGGAACUUCUUGAUUUUAAGGACAAAAGUGCUGAAGAUGCUAAAGCUAUUUAUGACUUUACAGAUACCGUGAUACGGAUCAGGAACCGACACAAUGACGUGAUUCCCACCAUGGCUCAGGGUGUGAUUGAAUACAAGGAGAGCUUCGGGGUGGAUCCCGUCACCAGCCAGAAUGUUCAGUACUUUUUGGAUCGCUUCUUCAUGAGUCGAAUUUCAAUUAGAAUGUUACUCAAUCAGCACUCCUUAUUGUUUGGUGGGAAAGACAAAGGAAGCCCAUCUCACCGGAAACACAUUGGAAGCAUAAACCCAAACUGCAAUGUAGUUGAAGUUAUUCAAGAUGGCUAUGAAAGUGCUAGGCGUCUUUGUGAUCUGUAUUAUAUUAACUCUCCUGAACUAGAGCUUGAAGAACUAAAUGCAAAAUCACCAGGACAGCCAAUACAAGUGGUUUAUGUACCAUCCCACCUCUAUCACAUGGUGUUUGAACUUUUCAAGAAUGCAAUGAGAGCAACCAUGGAAUACCAUGCUGACAAAGGUGUUUAUCCACCUGUUCAAGUCCACGUCACACUGGGUAGUGAGGAUUUGACUGUGAAGAUGAGUGACCGAGGAGGUGGUGUUCCGCUGAGGAAAAUCGACAGGCUCUUCAACUACAUGUAUUCAACUGCACCCCGGCCGCGGGUCGAGACGUCCCGAGCAGCACCCCUGGCUGGUUUUGGCUAUGGAUUGCCCAUCUCCCGUCUUUAUGCUCAGUACUUCCAAGGAGACCUGAAGCUGUAUUCCCUCGAGGGCUAUGGGACAGAUGCAGUGAUCUUCAUUAAGGCUCUGUCAACAGAAUCAAUAGAAAAACUCCCAGUGUAUAACAAAGCUGCCUGGAAGCAUUACAAAACCAUCCAUGAAGCUGAUGACUGGUGUGUCCCCAGCAGAGAACCAAAGGACAUGACAACGUUCCGCAGUGCCUAGACACACUUGGACCCCUAGGAAAUCCAAAUGUGGCUUUUGUAUUAAAUUUGGAGGGGAUGGUGUUUAGAACUAUAUUAUACCAAAUAUUUCGUGUCCUUUCCACACCUAUUUGGAUAGAAUAAACGAAAACUGAAUUCCGUUUAUGCCUAUUAAACCUCCUCAAGGAUAAAACUGUACCUAUUUGACACAUAUUUUCACAGUUAAGUGAACAUAUUUUUAAACAACCGUAGUUUUGGUCAACUUUCCCCUUUAUGGUAGACUUCUUUGGGUUUCUACAGGAAGCUGAGUGGUUUUGUAAAAUACCUUUCAUUUUUCAUUUGUGUCUGCUGGAACAUUUUCUUAGUAAUACUGAUUAGCUAGUUAACCAUUUUCCUGUUAUUGGCAGGAGUUCUGCCUGCCUUUACUUAGUGGUAGCUGUAGUAAGAUGGUCUUCAUGUUUACUAUGAAGUGCUAACUACAAGUAAAGCAGGAACAGUUGUCCUGUUAGUAUAGAUCCACACACCUUAAAGCUUCAAUGCAUUAUCUUAGCUCUGAAGUCAUUUUAAAAUUUUAUUGCAAAGGAUUAUAAUGACUAGUUCCCUAUGGAUCUGAGCGUAGACUGAGGGCAGUCUGCUUUGAGUGUGCUUGUGACUAGCACGAGGAGAAAUUUUUAUCCUGAAAACUAACUAGCAGCUGCUAACAUUCUGGAGAAGAAAUUGUAGGCAAAACAGUGAGUCCCAAAACCUGAACCAUCGAUUAUUGAGAUUACUUGAGGGAGCUUUUGAGAAAGAGCUUUUCUGGUUCCUACUCCGGACAUACUAAAUUGCUCUCCUAAAAUGCUGCCUCGGUGAUUCUGAUGCAUCACCUACUUAGGGAAUCGUUCUUUUGAAGUGAGUAAUGAUGAUACCACAUUUACUAAAGGAACAGAGAUCUUUAGGUUUUAGUUUUCACCUCUACAAAGGUCAGACAUCUAGACGGUAGGAGAGACAAACUGAAUCUCAAGCCGGGUGCACUUGGAAGCAUAAUUUGAAGCAGGAGACAAAAUGACAACUGGAGAAUAGUAGGUAACAGAAGGGUCAGAACCAUAACACACGUCUCGGCAAAGAACAUAUACUUUCUAAGAAAUAUCUAGACUUUGUUAUCAGGAACAAGCCAGUUGGGGCUUAUGACAGCAAUCCUUUGCAUUUGCAUGGUAAUUUAUAAUCUACAGGUACUUGGGAAUAUUAUGGUAACUCUAUUGGGCUUUAAAACAAAGGGACACAGAGCAGGUGGUGUCACCCUUGUGUUGAGACUCAGAGUGUGGCCCAAGUUGCCCAGAAUCGGAGCUGGGGCCCAGGCUGUGUCUGCGGCCCCCGGUCAGCUGCCAGGUCUGGGAGACCAGGAAGUUAGGAGACCGUUUAGUGAUACCUCAUCUUCUUUUAAGGUGACAAGGAAAUAUAUUGAAAAUAAAUGUUAAAGUAAGAUUAAAAAUGUUUGAAGAACAGCUUUACUACUUAAAUGGGGGGACUUUAUCUGGAAAAUACAUUGAGUUGAAAGACUUCAUCCUCAAAAGCAUUCUAUAAGUUUAACAAUUCUCUGUAAGUUUGUAAAUUGGGAGGGAUGCUGAAAGGCAGUUAGUUUAGAACCCUGAUUGGAGAGAGGAUAAUUCUUGGAGGUGUUUUUGCAGGCGCUAAUUCACAAAUCUGAGCAAAUGUUGGAAAAAAAGAUCUUUUGCCUAACCUGUUGUUCCUUUAUUAUGGAUUUUGUGAAAAUCAAUAGGGUACGCUAAUAGAUGAUGUUAUUAGGCAGCGGUGGCUGUGGUGUCCCGGGCUCUGGGGGGAGAAGAGGACAAUGGGGAGGCGACAGUAGCAGGAGCCGGUCUAAACCAAGGCAGCCGCCUGGCAACCUUUUUGCCCUCCUCCCCUCAGGCCUGUGAUCCCUCCUCUCUGGCUGCUCUCUGCCCACAGCUGUGCAGACACCUCCGCCAGAGUCUUGUUAAGGGAAGUGAAAAGGUAUUUCAGGAGCCACACCUACCAACCCACCAUCGCCCCCAGAACCCCAGAAAAAAUACACGUUUCUUGUAAUGACAAAAUAUUUUAGAAUUUUUGAAUCAAAAUUUCUACUUUCUUUCCUAAAGGAGACAUUUGUACUACUGACAUAAACUUGAUGUUUUUACUUAUGACUCGUCUUCUCACCCACCCCAAUUUAAACCCAUAUGUAAAGUUUUACCUCUAUAUUUAAUAGCUAAGAAAUCAUGUUUGAAAGGAAAAGUGAAAUUUUUCUUUAGCUUCUUUUUAAAGUAUAAUAGCUCUUUGUUAUUGUGGUAAUGGACGGAAAAUUACAUAUAAAAAUAUUUGGAGGAAAGAUUUUUGCUAGUUGGUUUUAAAUCAUUAAAAACUGAAAUGUUUUUAGAUCCUUUUACUCUUUUGCCUAUUAACAUUUAAUGUGAUGCUAUGUAGAUAUGAAAAUAUACUGAAGGAUAGGAAUUGAUACUAAGUGGUUUUUAUAACAUGGGCAUUUAAUGAAUGUGCCAACAUUUUGUAGGAAGAACCGCAAAAAUAUUCUGUCCUAUACUCAAAAUACUGGCUGGCUUUAGAUAUACUCAAUAGCAAUCACUUUCUUGUACUGUGAAGAUGUUGAAGUGGAAGUCUACCAGGUUAUUUUAUAAAAUGUGUUGUGAAUGGCAAUAAACUGAAAACAUGGAA
Molecule: messenger RNA, 3802 nt
Organism: Myotis davidii
Lineage: Eukaryota; Metazoa; Chordata; Mammalia; Chiroptera; Vespertilionidae
Gene: PDK1
Product: pyruvate dehydrogenase kinase 1
Exons: 10
Coding region: 57-1139 (360 amino acids)
Biological process (GO): regulation of glucose metabolic process; protein phosphorylation
Cellular component (GO): mitochondrion
Molecular function (GO): pyruvate dehydrogenase (acetyl-transferring) kinase activity
Source: RefSeq, a predicted model, not a curated record